AUGUAUUUAUAUCUAUCUAUCUAUCUAUCUAUCUUAAUUCUUUUCUUUCUUUUUCCUUCCUUCCUUCCUUCCUUCCUUCCUUCCUUCCUUCUUUCUUUCUAUCUAUCUAUUCAGGCUAAUCGUAUCUAUCUUAACUCCUUUCUUUUUCUUUCCUUCUUUCUUUCUUACCAUCUUUCUAUUUAUCUGUGUCAGGCUAUUCCUAUCUAUCUAUCGAUCGAUCUAUCAAUGCCAGACCGCUCCUUUUUUUCUAUUAAUCUAUCGAUCUCAGUCUUCAUUUAUCGACCCUCUCAGAGGCGACAAGUUCCAGGAUUUCUUCUUCUUCUUCUUCUUCUUCUUCUUCUUCUUCUUCUUCUUCUUCUUCUUCUCUCACUCUCUCUUUCUUUCUUUCUCUCCCUCUUAAGGGACCACCUUUUAAAGCCUGACUUUCCCAAAACCAAAGGACACAAUAAAACAGUUAUUUUAUCUUUGCAGCCUGGCACACCACACGACGCAGACUCGCGCGCAAAAGUGCGUUCGGCGGGCGAAAUCCAAGAAAUAGGAAGAGAAAUCGCGGGACUCCAAUUCCGUCCGCCUCUCUCUCUCUCUCUCUCUCUCUCUCUCUCUCUCUCUCUCUCUCUCUCUCUUUAUCUCCUUCUCUCUCUCUCCUUCUCUCUCUCUCCUCUCUCUCUCUCUCUCUCUCUCUCUCUCUCUCUCUCUCUUUCGCUCGCUCGCUCAAAUGAAACAAUUCUUCCUCUUCCUCUUCCUCUCCCUGUGCCUCCGCCUCUCUCGUUAUAUCGUAUCGAAAUCAGAGAAAAAAUACGGUUGCUAAGCGACAGACGUUUGGAUUCGCGGGGAGAGACCCGAUCGUGUCUGUCCUCAUCGCUGUAA
This is a messenger RNA of Acanthosepion pharaonis, 867 nucleotides long. The record is from the annotation of a GenBank genome assembly. Lineage: Eukaryota; Metazoa; Mollusca; Cephalopoda; Sepiida; Sepiidae.